Entelurus aequoreus (snake pipefish) is the source of this 1133-nucleotide messenger RNA. RefSeq names its product H-2 class II histocompatibility antigen, A-U alpha chain-like. Bases 39 to 743 code for a protein of 234 amino acids. Gene Ontology annotation, molecular function: MHC class II protein complex binding. Gene Ontology annotation, cellular component: membrane; MHC class II protein complex. NCBI's taxonomy places the organism in Eukaryota, Metazoa, Chordata, Actinopteri, Syngnathiformes, Syngnathidae. Gene Ontology annotation, biological process: antigen processing and presentation of exogenous peptide antigen via MHC class II; immunoglobulin production involved in immunoglobulin-mediated immune response; peptide antigen assembly with MHC class II protein complex. The transcript is spliced from 4 exons. The record is from RefSeq and is a predicted model, not a curated record.
GCCUAAAGUGUCAGAGCAGAAGUUGAAAACAAUGAAGAAUGAAGGCGUCGGUGCUGCUGCUCCUGCUCUGUGGCAUCUCAGCAGACGAUUUCCAUGAAGACUUGCACAUCGUGGGCUGUUCCGACACGGAUGGCGAGGCCGUUUACUCUCUGGACGGCGAGAUCAUGUGGUAUGCUGACUUUGCCCACCGGGCAGCGGUGGAACCUCAGCCUGACUUCAUUACACACAUGUGUUACACAAAAGAUGUUUUAGAGGGGGCACUGCUCCUAAUGGCCAACUGCAAAAUGAACCUGAACACGACCCGGAACUAUCUGAAGGAUGAGCCAUUAGUGUAUGAGGCUCCCUCGGAUGUGAUUGUCUACUCGAGAGACGAGGUGCUACUCGGAGAGAAGAACACACUUAUCUGUCACAUGACUGGCUUCUACCCGGCGCCCGUCACAGUACGCUGGGCAAGGAACGGCGAGCACACGGGCCAAGAGAGCAACACCAGCCCCCCAUUCCCCAACAAAGACGGUUCUUUUCAACAGACAUCCCGACUUGACUUCACCCCCCAAAAGGGAGAUAUUUAUAGCUGCAUCGUGGCGCACCAGGCCCUGGAGGAGCCAUAUACUCGCUUCUGGGGAGUGAAGGUGAUGACGCCAGGCAUCGGACCUGCGGUCUUUUGUGGACUUGGACUGACUGUUGGACUUCUCAGUGUGGCCACCGGAACCUUUCUCAUUGUCAAAGGGAACCAAUGCAGCUGAUUGGCUGGAGCUAAUGAUGUCCUCAAACACUGCUGACCUUUCCGCUCACAUGAAAAAACACAAAAAAAUAUCACUGACAAAGUUCUUAUUUCUUGAAUUCACUGUUGAAUAUUAAACCCUGAAUUGAAGUUAAUUGCCAACUCAAUCUUAGUAUUUCUGCGAUCAGUCCUCUCACAAAAACUGAUGACACCCGCCACCUUUCACUUGACACAAAACAAAAUCAUUCCACCAAGCUAGGAAAAUUGCAGGACAACAUAAGUGUUGGGACAAGUAAAGCGGUCAAACCCCGAAUGUAGCAAAUUAAUGAAAAUGAUGUCUUAUCUUUCUGGCAAAAUAUAUACAUUUUGACAGAAAAAUUGUCCCAUGUACAAGUGCCGUUCUUCUAUACUU